UUCAUUACAUUUCUCUACAUCCAGCAAAACCUACUUGAAAAAUACUCAGAAUUUCCAAAAUUCUAUCACUUUUCUAUAAAUUGUGCGAAACCCAUUUCUCAAAAUCCCACCAUCCCUCCAUAAAUUGCGCAAAACCCACUACUCAAAAUCCCAAGUAUUUUCACACCAAAAAUGAAGGAGUAUUGGACCUCUUUGGCUUCUUUGCUAGGCGUUUUGGCCUUCUGCCAGAGCCUCCUCCAAGCAGUGUUCCCACCGGAGCUCCGCUACGCCUUCGCCAAGCUCUUCAACAAGAUCUUCCACUGGUUCUCCUCCUACUACUACUUCGACAUCACGGAGAUCGAUGGCGUCAACACCAACGAGCUCUACAACGCCGUGCAGCUCUACCUCAGCUCCACGGUCUCCAUCACUGGCACCCGCCUCAGCCUCACGCGCGCCCUCAACUCCAGCGCCAUCACCUUCGGCCUCUCCAACAACGACUGCAUGGUGGACAACUUCAACGGCGUUACCGUCCUCUGGGAGCACGUUGUCACGCAGCGGCAGAACCAGUCCUUCUCCUGGCGGCCGCUGCCGGAGGAGAAGCGAGGAUUCACCCUCCGCAUCAAGAAGAAGGACAAGUUACUCAUCCUCAACAACUACUUGGACUAUAUCAUGGAAAAGGCCAAUGAAAUCCGGAGAAAAAACCAGGAUCGGCUUCUGUACACGAAUUCCCGUGGCGGAUCGUUGGAUUCCCGCGGACAUCCUUGGGAAUCCGUACCGUUCAAGCAUCCGAGCACGUUCGAGACGCUGGCGAUGGACCCGAAGACGAAGAGGGAGAUCAUGGACGAUCUCAUGGACUUCGCCAAUGGCCAAAACUUUUACCAGAAAACAGGGAGAGCUUGGAAGAGGGGUUACCUUUUGUACGGACCUCCGGGGACCGGAAAAUCGAGCAUGAUCGCUGCAAUGGCGAACUAUCUUGGUUACGAUAUUUAUGACCUUGAACUCACGGAGGUGCACACCAACUCCGAGCUGCGGAAGUUGCUGAUGAAGACUAGUUCCAAGUCGAUUAUUGUGAUCGAAGAUAUUGAUUGUUCGAUCAAUCUGACGAACAGGAAGAACAAUGGCGGCGGAGGGAAUGCGGGUAGGAAUUACUAUGAAUCAGGGGAGAUGAGAAGUGGUGUUGGUGGUUCUGGGGAGGAGGGUGGCGGAGGAAAUUCGAUUACGCUUUCGGGGUUGUUGAAUUUCACUGAUGGGUUGUGGUCGUGCUGUGGGAGCGAGAGAAUUUUCGUGUUCACAACCAACCACAUUGAGAAGCUUGAUCCUGCAUUGCUGAGGAGUGGGAGAAUGGAUAUGCAUAUUUUCAUGAGCCACUGUUCGUUCCCGGCGUUGAAUAUUCUGCUGAGGAAUUAUUUGGGGUACGAGGAGGGGGAUUUGGAUGAGGAGAUUACAAGGGAGUUUGAAGAGGUUUUGGAGAAGGCGGCGAUGACUCCAGCGGAUGUGAGUGAGGUGUUGAUUAAGAACAGGAGGGAUAAGGGCAAUGCGGUGAUGGAGUUGCUGGAGGCCUUGAAAGCGAGGUCGGAGAGGAGGAAGAAGAAAGAGAGUAAUGGGGGUGGUGAGUUGGAAGAGGAAGAAGAUGAAGAAGAAGAGGAAGAAGAGCAGGAGAAGAGGGCAUUGGAGAGUCCUGAAGAUGAAGGGUCAUGUGACCUUGUUCAGGACAGCUGCAAGAAAAGUGAUGAAGAGGAUGAUCAAAAACAAGAUGAUGACAUUAUAGAAAAAUGAACAUACGCUAUCAGUGAUGGAUUCAGGAUUUAAAAACGGAGUGAGAGUUGAAAAGUAUUGGAUAUUCAAAUUUUGAUUUGUGGGAGUUGAGGAUGAGAAAAUUAGAAGCUUUCUACAUUCUCCAAUUCUAACAUGUUAUAAAAAGAAUCUCUUGUCUUUGUAGUAUUUUGAAUAAUGAAAUCGAAUCCCAAUUUACUUGCA
Molecule: messenger RNA, 1956 nt
Organism: Pyrus x bretschneideri (Chinese white pear)
Lineage: Eukaryota; Viridiplantae; Streptophyta; Magnoliopsida; Rosales; Rosaceae
Product: AAA-ATPase At5g57480-like
Exons: 1
Coding region: 172-1755 (527 amino acids)
Molecular function (GO): ATP hydrolysis activity; ATP binding
Source: RefSeq, a predicted model, not a curated record